This is a messenger RNA of Chaetomium strumarium, 1645 nucleotides long. RefSeq lists its product as uncharacterized. Bases 408 to 1397 code for a protein of 329 amino acids. The transcript has a single exon. The record is from RefSeq and is a predicted model, not a curated record. Lineage: Eukaryota; Fungi; Ascomycota; Sordariomycetes; Sordariales; Chaetomiaceae.
AUAAAGACGGUUGUCCUCAGCGGAAGAGCUUAGUUCUAUUAUUUAAAGUCUUCUCUUAGUCCCCAUACUGAGAUUCACAAGUGAGACAUUCAAGCGAGAUUUGUUUCCUGCCCAAGGAGUAACUUUGUUUCUCUUACACGCCCAACCGGAAGGAACGAGCAUUCCUGAUCUAGCCUUGCUCACCUGCGCCCCGGCUGCAGCGCCCAAAUUUACCCCUGGACUGGGACCCGCCCACACUUUUUUUCUCUCUUAUAUACCUCUCUACCUCCCUCGCCAACGAUCUGGCAUUGUCGCAGUCACCUCGUUGAACCAGCAAACAACACACCCACUUCUCUGCUGCUUUAGCCAUAAAUCGAGCUUGUUCACCGCUUCACCGCCUCGCACCACCUUCUAACACUUCCGCCGCAAUGAGCGUGAAGUUCCGCAGGUCGUCCCCCAAUGGGGGUUACGAGCACCAGCGGAGCGACUCGGGGUUCAGUGAUUGCGAGAGCCACACAUCAACUCCUGAUCGCGGCUACCUAGUCCCUGGGAACGAGGAACCCGGCAUCUACAGCAUCCGACGAGCGCUCGAGUCCAGCCGGCAAGAAUGCGACGAGGCAAAGGCCCGAGCCAAAGAGCUCGAGCGCACCCUCAAGAAAGUCACCACCGAACUCGAAGAAGCCAAGGCGCGCAUGAGGGCACUGUCGAACGAGAAUGAAAAUCUUGUCGAGGAGAAGAAGUCGCUCACCAAAUCCAACAAAGAACUUGCCGAGCAGAAUGCGCAACUAGAAGAGACAGUCAAGGAGUUGAACAAGGACUUGAAGAAGGCCAACCGGAAGAGCAACAGCGGCUCGUCACCCUCAGGGUCCAGCGGCAACGCCUCCGAGUCGUCGGAUGAGAAGAAGUUACACAGAAGCUCAAGCAAGCGACGCAAAGAGCCGUCUGGGAGGACGGAGAAAGAGAAGGAGCGCGACCGGGAGCGGGAGAAAGAAAAGGAGAAAGAACGCGCCCGCGAGCGGCGCAAAGAAGAGAAGGCUGCGCAGGAAGAGCAAGACCGCCUCGACCGUCUUCGACAGCGCUUCGAUUCGCGCGGCGAGGAAAGCGAUGCAAAAAGCAGCAGCACUUCCACCAGGAGCCAGCGCAACAGAAGCGACAGCUACAUCGAGCCCCUCGGCCACCCGGCGCCGAGGCCACAAGUCUCAGUUACUGGCCCUCUCGCGCCCACACGGCAGUACUCGUCGUACGCGCCGACGACCACCCCGGCCUACUCAACAGCACAGUCUUACCAAAGCAUUCGUGAGCCCUAUUCGGCGACCACGCCGCGGCCACAUCAUCCCGCCGUCUACGUCGCCGCCGAUACCUAUGGCGUAGCGGACGAUCAAUACGCAGUCCCGCGAUCUACACGGCACGCAAGGUGAUGCACUGGCGACUAAACACGCGCGACGAAUGCGACAGCAGCAGCAUCUUCGGUUGGUCCCGAGUUUUGCAUUUCUGACGCCUAUCCGCCGAUUGGCGGUACCUGCACGGGGGAUUCCCUUCCUUGCUGCAGCCCUGCGAUGCGCUGCUGCGAGCGUUUCGAUCUCCGCCAAUUCUUCAAGUUUACUCGUCGGGCGCGCAUCCAACGCUUUUUUCCUGUUGCUGCCCAACCUUGGCCCAACCCAAUGCC